Symbiodinium sp. CCMP2592 is the source of this 1104-nucleotide messenger RNA. The record is from the annotation of a GenBank genome assembly. Lineage: Eukaryota; Dinophyceae; Suessiales; Symbiodiniaceae.
AUGCUGAUGGUGUUGUUAGCAACUUUGACAGCAGUUGCCACGGCUGACGAGGCGGCUUGCAGACGCUUCGUGGUUUCCGCAGAUGUGCGAGAUCCAGAUCAGCGUUUGACAUAUCUGGAAUGCAUGCUCUCAUUCUCUUCAACACUGGGUCUUGAUGAACCCUGCCUUGGGGCGCUGUCGUCGCUGGUCUCAAGGCCUGUGAGUAGCACCGCCGUGUUGAUUUCUGAAAAAAUUCGAGAUAGCCGGGAAGAGCUGGCAACUAAUCUUGGCGAGGUCCUGAAAAGUGUGGAUGUGAUAGUCGUAACGGAGUUGCCUGAUGACAUCAAAAUACAAGAUAUCCCGAACGUUCGGUGCAAGAAGUUGGUUGACAAUUCGCCGAUGGAUUGGGAACAGCUUCGCAGGAUGCCAGUCAUGGCAAGAGGGUCUUUCCGGCAGGCCUACAAGCUCAAAGCUGCUUGGAUGCUGAUGGAACACUUUGAGCACCUUCGCGGAGAGUCGUACAGCUACGCUGUGCGGCUACGUACAGAUUGGCACCCGACCAUUUCGAUAGCUGAUUUGUUGCAGUAUUCCCACAUUGUGCCAGGUACCAUUUAUCAACGUUCCGAUGUGUUUGCGUAUGGUCGUCGGUACGAUAUGCAACGGUGGGUCCUUUACAGUUUCAGACUCAUGGACAACAACUUGUCAAAUGCUCUGGUUGAAGGUGUGAAGCAUUACAGGCCCUUAAAUUGGAGCCUUGUCGCAUUGAGUGAAGUCGGAUGUGGUCCAUUCUCUUGGCUUAUAUUCCCACGAGAGGUCGUUGGUGACAUAUUGCAACUUGGUCCAUAUUGGCCAGCAGAAUAUCCAACACUCGCCCUUGACAUAGUCAGAUUCCACGAGAGUCGCCUUCUGCAAUUUGACGUCGGGUUGAUGGAAAAGCCUCUGCAAUCCAUCGCUUCAUAUCGUGAGGUCCCUGCAGUAAGCGUCAAGUGCUGCACUGUAGAUGACUUUGAGAUCGAACUGGCCCUCCUACACAACUUGUAUGACCAGGGGCUUGUAUGCCAUGCUCCACGCAUCCCUGCUGAACAAUGGAGGUCUUACAAGCCUUACAUGGUGCCAAGCUACUGA